GUUUUUCCCGCCCACCCCAAUGUGCUGCCACCGAGGGGUGCGGCGGCCAGAGCGGCCCCGCGGGUCCUCCAGCCUCCACUUCCGCCUUCAUUUCCGGCUCUGGCGGCCGUUUCCAUGGGGACCAAGAUGGCGGCGGCGGGUUUGGGAUGUCGGGAGAGGCCUUGCUGAGCCCCACCAGCGCCAUGAUCCAUUGGGAAUGCUGGGGCUGAGGGCUCCAAGCCCCAGGAAGGAGGAUGCUCCAGCCCAGCAACUACAGCCUGGUGCUGUUCCUGCAGUUCCUGCUGCUUUCCUACGACCUCUUUGUGAAUUCCUUCUCGGAGCUGCUGCGCACGGCUCCGGCCGUGCAGCUUGUACUCUUCAUCAUCCAGGAUAUCGCCAUCGUCUUCAACAUCAUCAUCGUCUUCCUCAUGUUCUUCAACACCUACGUGUUCCAGGCGGGAUUGGUCAACCUCCUCUUCCAUAAGUUCAAGGGAACCAUCCUGCUCUCCGCAGCCUACCUGGCACUCAGCAUCUCCUUCCACGUCUGGAUUAUGAACCUGCGCUGGCGUGACUCCAGCCGCUUCAUCUGGACUGAAGGCCUUCAGACCCUGUUCGUUUUCCAGAGGCUGGACCGCCAUCGCUCCUCGGCUCCGCUGCAGGUCCUGCUCUUCCUCAACGGCUGGUACUGCGCCACAUAUUUUCUCCUGGAAGCGUUCGUGUUCGUGUACAAAGUGCUGCUCCUGCCCUAUCCCGUCUUCAACUUGGUGCUGGACGUGGUGCUGCUCCUCCUCUACCUCGGCAUUGAGGUCACGCGCAUCUUCUUUGCGCGGAUCCCUACUGAGGACACGGCCCAGGGACACAGGGGAACAUCACCCGUGCCAGCUCCAUUUCCCAGCCCCAGGAAGGGGGAGGAUCCCUCGUUUCCCACUGCCCAUUUCACCUUGCGCCACCUGGACACAUCCAUCCCACCUUUGUCGCUUCUAUGUGGACAUACCCCUCUCAUUUUUCUUGCUUCCCCCUUCACCAGGGAGCUGCUGCCAUAGAUUCAUCUCUCCCUUUUCCCACUUCCCACUUCACUCACUGCCCCCUGGACAUAUCCCUCCCACCUUUCCCAUUCUCCAAUCCCCUUGGACUCCUCAGAGCUUGAGCCAGCUCAAGGUAUGAAGAAUCCUUUUUUUUUCUAUGACCUUCCAGAAUAAUUCACUAUUUUCCAAUAAAUAUUUAUUUUUA
This is a messenger RNA of Haemorhous mexicanus (house finch), 1209 nucleotides long. RefSeq names its product transmembrane protein 138 (gene TMEM138). Lineage: Eukaryota; Metazoa; Chordata; Aves; Passeriformes; Fringillidae. The coding region runs from base 234 to 1022 and encodes 262 amino acids. Gene Ontology annotation, biological process: non-motile cilium assembly. Gene Ontology annotation, cellular component: ciliary transition zone; cilium. The transcript has 7 exons. The record is from RefSeq and is a predicted model, not a curated record.